Pomacea canaliculata is the source of this 774-nucleotide messenger RNA. Its product is annotated as deoxycytidylate deaminase-like. Gene Ontology annotation, molecular function: zinc ion binding; dCMP deaminase activity. Lineage: Eukaryota; Metazoa; Mollusca; Gastropoda; Architaenioglossa; Ampullariidae. Gene Ontology annotation, biological process: pyrimidine nucleotide metabolic process. The record is from RefSeq and is a predicted model, not a curated record.
AUUACGGUAAACAGAUCUACUGCGAGCUGCUUGUAUAAUUUUCACUCGAUCACUUGACACGACACUCGAUUAGCGUCUGACGUCAGGUGGUUCAACGUUCACUGUCUCCCUAAAACAGUGCAUCCGAGUGUCGUAGCUGUCUGAACCGAGGUGUGCAAUGGACAGUGACAUUCAAGCAAAGGAUAAAGAUGUGCCCGAUGAAAGAGACUCAACAAUGCGAUCUGACUACCUUUCUUGGAAAGAUUAUUUUAUGGGUAUCGCCCUCCUGGCUGCGCAGCGCAGUAAAGAUCCUCGAACACAGGUCGGAGCUUGCAUCGUGAGCGAAGACAAAAAGAUCGUUGGCAUUGGCUACAAUGGUAUGCCAGAGAACAUAAAUGAUGAGGAGGCUCCUUGCCGUGAAGAAAAGAGACCCUAUGUUUGUCAUGCUGAGAUGAAUGCUGUGCUUUUUAGAACCGUUGUGAGUGUUCGAGGCUGUAAAAUGUAUGUGACACUCUUUCCUUGCAAUGAGUGUGCUAAAGUAAUCGUUCAGUCCGGCAUCAAAGAGGUUUUCUACUGCACAGACAAACCUGAAUACACAGUCUCCAAAAAGUUUUUAGAGGACACCAAGAUCGAAUUCACGCAAUUCAAGCCAACGAAAAAGGUUAUUCUCAAGUUUCCUGACCCACAGUAAUCAAACUACGGAAGGUGCAGGCAUCUGAAUGGCUGGCUAGCUUCAGAAAGGUUCCUGGGAACGCACAUUUCCAAAAUCAAUCAAUGACAUCAAAAAUAAAGAAA